This is a messenger RNA of Anastrepha ludens (Mexican fruit fly), 3758 nucleotides long. RefSeq names its product serine/threonine-protein kinase Tao (gene Tao). NCBI's taxonomy places the organism in Eukaryota, Metazoa, Arthropoda, Insecta, Diptera, Tephritidae. The record is from RefSeq and is a predicted model, not a curated record. The transcript is spliced from 13 exons. The coding region runs from base 260 to 3313 and encodes 1017 amino acids. Gene Ontology annotation, molecular function: ATP binding; protein kinase activity. Gene Ontology annotation, biological process: protein phosphorylation.
UGCAUUUUUCACCACUUGGGUGCAUAGAAAAUUUUAAGAAGGCGAGACAAAUCUGCUUCAAAUUUCAGAUUGGAUUUAAAAUUGGAGAGAAUUUUGAAGAAAGUGAAAGAUAAAGUUUUAUGAUUAAUAGUGAUAUGACUUUCGAAAUGAUUUGUGAUUGAUCUUAAUCGAAAGGAAGCUAAGGGUGUAUUUUAAGCACCUUUACAAGAAAAACUAGGAUUCGUAAGCACCUUCACAGAAGCAAAUAACAUGAGCAACGAUGCCACCAGCACGUCCUGGAAGUCUUAAGGAUCCGGAAAUUGCCGAUCUUUUCAACAAACAUGAUCCCGAAAAAAUAUUCGAGGAUCUGCGCGAGAUUGGCCAUGGCUCGUUUGGCGCCGUUUAUUAUGCGCGAUGCAAUCUUACCAAAGAAAUCGUGGCCAUCAAGAAGAUGUCCUAUUUGGGCAAACAAAGCCUUGAAAAAUGGCAGGACAUUCUUAAAGAAAUCAGAUUUCUGCGUCAAUUGAAUCAUCCGAACACCAUUGAGUAUAAGGGUUGUUAUUUACGUGAAUCUACGGCGUGGCUGGUGAUGGAAUAUUGUGUCGGUUCGGCUUCAGAUAUUAUUGAAGUGCACAAGAAGCCAUUACAUGAGAAUGAAAUUGCAGCAAUUUGUGAUGGCGUUUUGAAUGGUCUAAGUUACUUACACAGCUUAGGGCGCAUACAUAGAGACAUAAAAGCAGGGAAUAUCCUUCUCACGGAUAAUGGUAUUGUCAAAUUAGCAGAUUUUGGUAGUGCUGCCAUUAAAUGUCCGGCUAAUAGUUUUGUCGGCACGCCGUACUGGAUGGCGCCAGAGGUAAUUCUGGCUAUGGAUGAAGGGCAGUAUGACGGCAAGGUAGAUGUGUGGUCAUUAGGUAUUACUUGCAUUGAAUUGGCUGAACGAAAACCUCCAUAUUUUAAUAUGAACGCAAUGUCUGCUCUUUAUCACAUUGCUCAAAAUGAUUCUCCAACCUUAUCGAAAAACGAAUGGUCGGAUACGUUUUGCAAUUUCGUCGAGUUGUGUCUUAAAAAAAUGCCCGUGGAGCGUCCCUCGUCAUCGAAACUGCUAAAACAUACAUUUUUGACGCAGCCACGUUCAGAUAUUGUACUGUUGGAGCUGAUCGCCCGUACAAAGGCGGCUGUGCGUGAACUAGAUAAUUUGAACUACCGUAAAAUGAAGAAAAUUCUUAUGGUAGACACCUGCGAGACUGAGAGCGCCAUUGGCGAUACGGAUGAUACACAAGACGAACACGCCGGUGGCGAUAGCAGCAAAAGUAAUAGUAUUACUUCAGAACACUCCAUACAUUCGGUGGGUGUGUCGGCGGCCAGUAGUCAAGUAAGCUCUUCGUCGAACUCUAUUCCCACCGCUCAAAACCACAUAUUGACGCAACAGCAGCAUAUUGCUGUAAAUUAUCAGCAACAAGCAGCUGCAGCCGCGGCGGCGGCAGCAGCCCAAGCAGCGGCUGUGAGUGGAGCUGCAGCACGAAAUUCUUCACGCCAGCGGAAUCUGCCACCAUUACCUAAUAUAAUGCACAAUAUGAAUAAUAAUGUUACACCUACGAACUCAACUUCGGUCGUACCAGCGCCUAUAAUGCCGGUGUCGGUCACAGGUCAUCCAGUUGGUGGCGGAGGCUCCCCUGCAGCAACAGCAAAUAUGAGCACUGGCAUGUUGUCGCAGGCUAUUGGUGUUGGCGUUGGAAGUGCUGGCGGCGGUGGUGAUCGUAUGCCGCGCUAUUUAUCAUCACCAGCUGCCGCUGCCGCCGUAUACGCAGCAUCUUCACAGCAAGCCAUCUCAAACGCUGUAAAUGAGCAUGGACCGAACAAUUUUGCAACAAUUCGAACUACAAGCAUUGUAACAAAACAACAAAAGGAACAUAUGCAGGAGGAAAUGCAUGAACAAAUGUCGGGCUAUAAACGAAUGCGCCGCGAACAUCAGGCUGCGUUAGUGAAGCUCGAGGAGAAGUGUAAAUUGGAAAUGGAGGCCCACAAGGGCGGAUUAGACAAGGAAUACGAUAAUCUACUGCAUAACUUUACAAGGGAACUGGAACGGCUAGAGGCGAAACAUCAGCAGGAUUUGGAACGCCGACAAAAGCAAACAUCUGCGGCUGAAAAGAAACUAUUUAAAGAGAUUUCGCUAAAACAGGAAAGCGACCGCAAAGCCUUUGAUUUGAACCGCAAAAAAGAAUACAAGGCGAAUAAGGAGCGUUGGAAACGUGAACUUUCCAUGGAUGAAUCGACACCUAAACGUCAACGUGAUUUAACGUUGCAAUCGCAGAAAGACAAUUUGAAGCAAGCGGAAGCGCAGGAAGAACAGCGUUUGCUCAGAGUACAAAAGCAGUAUAUUGAAUUGGAGAUGCGCAAGUUCAAAAGAAGGCGUCUAAUAUCUCUUCACGAACUCGAAGAUCAAUUGUUGCGUGAUGAAUUAAGCAAAAAGCAACACCAACUUGAACAGGCGCAUGCUAUGCUGCUAAAACAUCACGAAAAAACGCAAGAACUGGAGUAUCGACAACAGAAAAGCGUACAUCAACUUCGAGAGGAGCAGAUAAAUACUCAGCACGACACGGAAUUGAAGAACCAAAAGGACUAUAUGGAGCGAGUUAAGAAGGAGCUUCUGCGAAAGCACGCGCUAGAAAUCAGACAACAUCCUAAAAGUUUAAAGCAAAAAGAAUUGCAAAUCCGUAAACAAUUCCGCGAAACGUGCAAAACUCAAACAAAACAAUACAAACGGUAUAAGGCACAAAUUCUCCAAACAACACCGAAGGAGCAGCAGAAGGAAGUUAUUAAGCAGUUGAAAGAAGAGAAGCAUCGAAAAUUAACACUUCUCGGCGAACAGUAUGAACAAAGUAUUGCUGACAUGUUCCAAAGUCAGAGCUAUAAAUUGGAUGAGACCCAAGUGAUUGAGUGCCAUCGUACCAACGAACAGUUGGAGUACGAACUUGAAGUACUCACUGCCUAUCAAAAUAAAAACAAGAAACAAGCUCAGGAGCAGCGUGAUCGUGAGCGCAAGGAGUUGGAAAAUCGUGUAAACGUGCGAAGAGGUUUACUGGAGAGCAAGAUGAAUGCGGAAUUGCAGCAAUUCAAUCAAGAACGUGCUGAACGUUUACGCAUUAAACAAGAAAAGCAUUCUAGAGAGCUGGAAGCUUUCGAUCAGGAGUCACUUGCAUUAGGUUUCAGCGCCCUAUCUCUCAGCGAGGUGUCGCGCGAAACAUACCCUGACGAGGAGGGUAGCUUAUCGGGGUCCAUGAUCAGUUUAGCGCAUAGUAAUAGCUCUACAAGUUUUCCGGCUGGCUCCCUAUAGCAUAGAAACGUAAAUAAGUGUAAUAAUGGCAAUUUUAAUAACACUAACAUAAUUUCAAUAACAAAGAAACGAUUUCGUAAUUCUAGUGAUGAUGGUAAAAACCAAUUAAAAGACGACAUUGAAGUAAAUCGAUUAAAUCAGGUGUCGCUCUCUUCAAUGUAAAAAAAAAACUAAAAGCAAAAACUUAAAAAUUCAAAAUUUAAAGCAAAAAUACAUUAAAGAAGGAAAAAGUAUGAACAAUACGCAUGUGAGUAAAAAUAAAAGGAAAACUAAAAUAAAUUAAUAAAAGUAAACAAAAAGAUGCAAUUUAUUGAAGAUAAAAUAAUAACACAAACAUAAAUAAUAAUAUUAGCAGUUGACGCGAGUUAUAUUUAUAAUUAAGUUAAUAAACUAAUUAAAACUAAAAAAAAAAAAUUAAAAAAAAUACAAUCGAAAAUUAAUAACA